Molecule: messenger RNA, 2290 nt
Organism: Puccinia graminis f. sp. tritici CRL 75-36-700-3
Lineage: Eukaryota; Fungi; Basidiomycota; Pucciniomycetes; Pucciniales; Pucciniaceae
Exons: 7
Coding region: 94-2172 (692 amino acids)
Source: RefSeq, a predicted model, not a curated record
UUGUGGUUGUGAUCAUCAAGCGGCUGUCAUCUCAACCAACAGGCAGGUCGAGCGAAGCAACGCAACACCUAUCGCAAAUUCGUCAACUCAAGUAUGCCAGCUACUCGCUCCCAUUGUCAAAAUCCUAUAUCUUCCGCUAAUCUAGAGCCCAAUCAGGUUGAUUGUCAGUCCAGCAUGGAGCUCAUGUUGCCGUCGGACGAAGACUGUAUCCCUGCUUCCGUUCCGAGUAACAACUCAGUCCCAACAGCUCGUAAUCGAAAGAUACCUAACCACCUAGUGCUCAGCCCACCUUCAACUUUCUUGGACUCUCAGCUGAAGAUUCAGCUCACACAACCGAACGAACCUGACGUGCCAGGAGACAUGAUGAUACCCAACCAGCCUACCUUGCAACAGGGUCAAGAAGCACCUCAGACAAAGUCCGCAUAUCACGUCAAAAUGGGAAACCGCUACUCGUGCCCACGUACUCCGUUGAGAUCAGCGGGCUCUAGCUCUGGCCUUACCCCAACCAUUAAUCGAUGGCGACAUAGUGGAACGGAAUCUGAGUCCAGCAAUCGUUCUCCAAGCAUACCUGAUUUUACUCAAAAUGAUUUCGGACACUCUGUCGAUGGGUUCAAUUCGCUUCUCUCUUUAUCUUUCUCCGGGAGCCCCAAUUCGGAUCAGAAUGGCAAGUCAGGUUCUUUUUCUACGCCCACGACUCUCAGCCCAGAAUCUUGUCCUAGUGAGGCUGGCUCGAUGUACUCGAAUGAUUCAUACCAAGGUCAAAGAAGCCAAGACCAGGAAACUUCACAACAGUUCACACAUGCACCCAGUCCUAUCAUUGCCUCUCCUUCAUGCGCUCCUACUCGUGAUCCUUCCAACAAAUCCACAAGAGCAUCUCCGUUGAUCAGAAAUAAUCGCAGUCGGACUGCGUCAAUAGCAGUCACACCCUCCCUAGUGACUGAGCCUACCAAGACUAUUCAAGCCAGGCGUUCAAUCGGCCAAAUGUUGUUAUUCCGUCGUCCCUCGCAACUCAGAGGUGAUGAUUGUAUUGACGGUCAAAAUUGUGAUUUACAACCGCAAGAAGAAGAAAAAGAAGAGUUGCAAACUUGUGUUGGCAGCGACACCUCAGUCACCAGUACGAACUACUUUGGGGACCUAGGUAGAGCUUCCCAUUCACUGAACCGCGGGUUCAAUUCAAUGGACGAUAUCCAUGCCAGGCAUCAGUUCGUAAAAGAUGGUAGCCAGCCAUCUAACGAAGAGUCGAACACUCCUGGAAAAUUUUCACACUCUCCUACUCCGCACCUGUCCCACGAGGAUUAUUCUACUCAGCAGACCAAUAACUCCGCAGGAGCGAGUACGAGUGCACAUCGCCCCAAAGGCUUGCUGAAAUUGGUUAAAAGCCAAUCGAGUCUGCGAGAAGCUUUUUUUGGCGCAAAACGAUCUCAAAGAAGCCAAAGCGUUCAAUUAGAUCGGAUCGCUACCAACGGCUUGCCGAAUUUCACUCAGGUGCCUCACUCAAGCCAUAAAGUGGCGUCUACUCCAGGCGAUCAACCCACUGUUAAUGCGCCAAGAAGCAGCUCUGAAAGCUGGCAAGGUUCUUUCUCAACUUACCAGAUGGGAAAAUCCGUCAACCCCGACCCGAAGAUCGAGGUUCCACUGGAGAGGAAAGAUGAUAACGCAGAGCACCAUCCGAAACGAGGAAGUAUUCAUCAAUCAGCCGCAUUGAACAUCUUUAAGUUCUGGAAGAAGAAGAGCAAGAAUGAUGAACCAGUCAAACCGAUUUCUAACAAGACAGAGCCUCUUGAAAAAAUCAACAAGAAGAGAGAUAUGAAAAAGAGCGGGACGAUGAAGGGUGGCCGCCCUUCUGUGCGGAUUGAACAAAUCUCAUCACCAAUCUUGAGCCAAUCUGUAGGGUCGAGAAAUAACAGUAUUAACACACGUCCCUUGUUGUUGAGUCCGAAAUUCAAGGAUAGUGAUCCGAAGUCUUAUAACCACAAGCCUUCCGGUGACAAAGAAGAUACUCUCAUGCACAAUUCGCCUCUCUCUCCGAGUUCGUUCGCCGACAAAGAUUUGACCGUAGUUUCUCUCAUGGAAUCUGCCCAAAUCCAAAACUUCACUCAGGCUUCAAAUCUUCAUCUCCCUAAACCUCCACGACCGCCAAGGAGAAGACCAGUGAUGAUGGCAACCUUGUGAAACUCACCCUUCUUGAACAUCUUGUGAACUCUCUGAUAUGACCCUUCUUGAACCUUUUUGUUUCGUUCUCCUUUUGUCCAAAAUGGCUUCUCUGAAUUUUACCAAUCCCUCAAUGUCU